Molecule: messenger RNA, 2076 nt
Organism: Limulus polyphemus (Atlantic horseshoe crab)
Lineage: Eukaryota; Metazoa; Arthropoda; Merostomata; Xiphosura; Limulidae
Product: fasciclin-2-like
Exons: 6
Coding region: 134-1018 (294 amino acids)
Molecular function (GO): protein binding
Source: RefSeq, a predicted model, not a curated record
UACAGCUUUUUUAUGCCUUCAUCAUGCAAGACAUAAUUGAAAAAGGGGGAUUUUUUUGUUUGUUUAAAACCGAAGAUGUUAAAUAUAGUUUACAGAAGCAGGAACGCCGUUUGAUUGUACGUUUGUAAAAUGCAUGCAUUCGAAAAUAUUCAUGGUAAUAAUUAGGAAUAUAUUACGAAUGAAUUGUAAAAUGUCAUAUACCAGUAUUGUCAUGGUUGCUUUAUUUAGCUUUAUUCUGCUUGAAUCAAGUUUUGGUAUGAAACUUGGCAUGAAGUUGAACGUGAUGAAGCCUACACUGAUUAAAGCUCCACCAAGCAAACUAACCAAUGUUACUGUACAUCCUUCAACAGUUGUUGCCACAGUUCGCUGGCAUCUUAUUAGCGAUGGGGGAUAUCCUGUUACACAUUUUACUCUGCUCUAUUAUCCACUUGUUCCUUCUAGCAACAAAACUAGGCAACUUCCACUGCCUGUACACAUAAGCCCAGCAGCUAGACAGUUCUUCAUUUAUCACUUGUACCCAGCAACACAGUAUGUAUUUCGGAUUUGGGCUACCAACAGAUUAGGACCUGGAGAGGCUUCUACAGUGCAGGCAACUACAGUUAGGCCCAUAAGUCCACACGGUGAGACACUUUUUCAAUCAUUGUGGAUGUCUUCAUCUGUUACACUUAUAAAUUACUUUUAUCCAUGGAACAAAAAUAAUUUAUACAUAUUUGGAGAAAUAGUGGAAUAUUUAACAAAGUCUGAAAGUCAAUAUUCUACCUCAUCUGUCUGGAUGAUUGGGAUUUUGUUGGUGGUCGGAUUUGUCCUGUUAUUGCCAGUUUUGAGCUGUAUAUUGAUCUGCAAAAAUGAGCAUAAUAUAAUUCCAGAUGACAUUAAUGAUAUGUCCAGAAUAACCUCCAAUUCAAGAUUUGAAUACAACUUAGAAGAAACCUACCUCUUGGAAGAAGCUGACUUUAAUGCCAAUAUUGAAAAAGUUAGAACAACCAAUAAUAAUACAGUGGUGCAGCCAUCAUCAUAGAUUUCAAAUUGAAUUAAUUGUUGUUGAUCUAGCUGGCAUUAAAAGCAGUCUUGUAUUUUACUAAACCACACAUUAUUGUUUGUGUGAUAUGUGUAUGUCUGUUAUUCACAUAUUUUGCAAGAGUUCAAAAGAAAGAUUAGAGAUAGCAAACUAACUUUUUCUUAUGUUGUGCUCCUGUGUGCAAUAGUCAUUAUCUUGAUUUUCACAAAUCAAGAAUAAAAUAUUUAGUCAGCAUUCAGCUUUAUGUGGUAAACAUACUAGUAGUAUUGUGGAUAAGUGAUUGACUAAAAAAGAAUUGGAAUUUUAUGAAAGCAGUAUUUUGAAUAUCAUAUUUAAUUAAUUUAUGUCACUCACUUUAACUGUGUGCUUGAUACAUUAUAAAAAGGUCAUUUUGAAAUCUCAAUAAAUUAAAACCAUUAGACAUGACAUCAAAGAUCUUUAGUUUAAUAAAGCAAAUAUAAUGAACUAACAUUAUCAUGUUUGAUUGUCAGUAACAAGAAUUGUGACUUUCAAUCUGUUUAGCCUUGUUGGGGGGGUUGUUUUAAAACUUAUCUUAUAAUGUCAAUGAAUGAAUGAAUUUUUAGGACGUUUUUUAGUCAUUCAAAGAAAUUGUAUUACUCGUAUGGUGAUAAACAUGGCGAAUGUAGUUUGAGUAUUACUGUUUAGCUGGAUUUUCUGAGGUAAAGAGAUAACAUAUAAUGACUUUAUUAUGGUAUUACAAAGCCAAGUACUUAUAAUACAUUAAAAUAAAGAAAAGGAUAUUAUGUUCAGAUAUUCUGGACUUAUCUAUUUUUAUGUAAAAAUCACUCAUGCUAUAAUCUAUGAGUGUUUAAGGUUUAUACAUUAUUGGAUGAUUAAUUCUUUUAUUUUUGGCACUAACAACCACUCUGAUUAUUCUUACUUAGUCUGAAAUUCAAUAAUUAUCUUACUAUAUCUAAUAAGAAUCAUAAUUAAUAAAGAGACAGUUUUAAGAUUAAGCAUAAAAUAUUAAAAAUUCUAUGAAAAUGGUUAAAUGUUUAAUUCUUGUAAACCUUAUCUUUGAACAAAACUUGCUCUUU